Coprinopsis cinerea okayama7#130 is the source of this 1170-nucleotide messenger RNA. RefSeq lists its product as hypothetical. The transcript has 4 exons. The record is from RefSeq and is a predicted model, not a curated record. Lineage: Eukaryota; Fungi; Basidiomycota; Agaricomycetes; Agaricales; Psathyrellaceae. Bases 1 to 1170 code for a protein of 389 amino acids.
AUGCCCACCUUACCAGAGUUCGACUUGAGUGCCGCGGCACAGCUUUCGUUCAAGAUGGCCCGAUACUGCCAGCAACUCAUGAAGAGGGAGAUAGACAGCAGCUGGAAAGGCUUUCCUUCUCUGCCGGUUGCUGACGGGCUGGACCUCAGCCUCAGGAUGGAAGGUCUCCAGCUGGUUCGUGUUGUCGAUGAAGCACACUCAAACCCAGUACGGCUAGACUGGAAAUUCGAUGAUUACGCGCCUCAUCUUGUCCAAGCCCAACUUUCCGGGGCCGAUCCUCGGUUAGCCUCCCUGGCUGCUAGGUUCCCUGCUCCCAAAGGGGAGCCAUACCGUACUCAGCCCCACUGUAUCAUCGAUCACGCGGGAGUUAUUGGAUGGUGGUAUCUCCCCGGUUGCAUUUCGGAGUCGAGACAGCGUACGAUCUACCACUCAGUACAGCGACUCAGCCAUAUGCCUUGUACCCCGAUCCAGACCACAUCGCAAGGCAAUUGGCGCGAUCAUCCUGAUCGUUUUGGCUCUGGCGCCGUGGUGGACGGACUGAAAGCUGGCGUUGCUACUUUUUCUGUUUGCUGGUUCCAGCGUGGCCAUGCGGGUGCUGAAGACUUUCCUGCACCUUCGGCGACGCUGAAGGACCCAAAAAACCAUCAAUUCAUCAAGGAUAUGACCGAGAGUUUUGCGGUUCUUGGCGCUGUUCUGGCAGUCACACAGCCUUGGCUUUUCGACGCUGGAAUGGAGGUCUUAGAAAACCUCCACACGAAAUGCAUUUCCGUCAACAACAGCAAAGUACUUGACGGGAUCCUUGGCUUCUGGUCAAAUCCUUUCACGGCUUUUUCAGUCAUCUGCAAUCGCGAGACCCUUAUUCAUCGUGAUUUGUCGAGUCCCCAGUGGUGCUAUGAUCUGGUAUAUACGGGAGGUCGAUAUCAGAAUGGACGAUUUGAAAGUCCAACGCUGGGUCGACGUUUCCUCUACGACCCUGGAACCGUCAUGGUUGGUCUUGGCAACCUCAUACACCAUGGAGUCGCACCCGUCGAGGGAGACCGGUUCUGUAUUGUGUCGUAUUUCCGAAGCUCUAUGCUUGAGAGAGCUUCCCACUAUCGCAACGCCAAAGCCCCCACAAUUCAUCAACUACAAAACUUUUAUUUCCAGCUACUUGUAGAUCCUCCAGCGUAG